This is a messenger RNA of Colletotrichum truncatum, 1122 nucleotides long. Its product is annotated as cyclin ccl1. Gene Ontology annotation, cellular component: nucleus; transcription factor TFIIK complex. Gene Ontology annotation, biological process: regulation of transcription by RNA polymerase II; regulation of cyclin-dependent protein serine/threonine kinase activity. Lineage: Eukaryota; Fungi; Ascomycota; Sordariomycetes; Glomerellales; Glomerellaceae. Gene Ontology annotation, molecular function: cyclin-dependent protein serine/threonine kinase regulator activity. The record is from RefSeq and is a predicted model, not a curated record.
AUGGCGACCGAAGAUGCGCGAUACCGACUCUCGACACAGUACCGGCUGUGGUCGUUCUCCCCCACGAAGCUUGCCGAGUUGCGGGAGACGACGAACUCGCUCGCCAAGACCAACAUCACCAGCCGCCUCCUCGAACUGAGGGGCAACAACCAAGAAUCCGAGCCCCUCCCCGAAUUUCUGACGGCCGCCGAGGAGACGCAGUUGCUCAAAUUCUUCACCGUCGAGCUCAUCCGUGCCGCAGUCUUUUGCGGCUUGCCCACGGAAGUCAGAGCCACCGCGACCGUCUUCCUGCGCCGGUUCUUUGUUACGAAUUCUGUCAUGACAUAUCCGCCAACCGAGCUGCUGAAGACGUGUCUGUUUUUCGGAAGUAAGGCGGAGGGGUUAUAUACGCGACUUGCAAAAUUCGCCGACAGGUUUCCCAACACCACAGAGGAAGAGAUUUUGGCUGGAGAGUUCUUGUUGUGUCAGGGAGUGCGAUUCGCCUUCGACGUCAGGCAUCCUUUCCGUGCUCUAGAAGGAGCUAUUUUGGAGCUGAGGCGGCAUGCGGACCUGGAAAAAUCCAGAAUCGAUGCUGCCCACGUCCGCGCACGAGAAGUCCUUAAGUUCAGUUCUCUUGUGACUGACGCGUACUUCCACUAUACCCCCAGCCAGAUUAUGCUGGCGGCGUUGUCGUUUGCCGACCGAGGAUUGGCAGAGAGAUUGGUGCAGGGAGCCUUCGCCCCUGCCCAGAAUGGCGAAGAAGGCCAGGCGGUCGAUCCUACACCACGAGCCGACCUCCGAGACAAAGUGAUGGGUACGAUAGAAUCAUGCCGAGAGUUGUUGGCGACGGAACCUCCAGAGAGGUUAGAGGAGUACUGGGGAACGCCGGAGAGCACCAAGCUCAUCCGACCACUUCUACGGAAACUCAAGAAAUGCAGAGACCCCGAUCGUGCAGAUCUCGUGGCUCUGCAGAAGGCUCGGCGGGAGUUGGCGGCCCAAAAAGAACCGCGCCGGCCAAAAGUUGAGGGAGAUGGUGCCGCAUUCGGUGGUGAUAGCGGAGCAACGGGUGGGAACGAUGCGCGGGAGGCUAAGCGCAGAAAGGUGGCUGAGGGCGACGAUGUCUUUGGGCCGGCAUUAGGUUGA